GAGAACGUCGACGACCUCGUGGAUCGCGUGCUCGGCUCCGACCGCGCGACGGACGAGAGGCUGCUCGGCGAGCUAGAGGUGCUUCUCUAUUCGAUCGCGGAGCACGCGAGCGCGGUGCGCGUCUUGGAGAAGAUUCUGGAGAUCAAGGAGCGCGAGUUUGGGCCCGAUCACCGCGAGGUGGUCUUCGCGCUGAAGCAUCUCGGUGGCACGUACGGCUCCCUCGGCGACUACGCCAAGUGGCGCGACCUCCUCGAGCGCGCGCUCGCGAUCCAGGAGCGCGAGUACGGCCGCGACCACAAGGAGGUUGCUGGGACGCUGAUGGGCCUCGGGAAUGCGUACGGCUCCCUCGGCGACUACGCGAAGAAGCGCGACCUCCUCGAGCGCGCGCUCGCGAUCUUGGAGCGCGAGUACGGCAGCGAAAACGUGGUGGUGGCCUUGGCGCUGGGGAACCUCGCGAACGCGCACGGCUCCCUCGGCGACUACGUCAAGCAGCGCGACGUCCUCGAGCACGCGCUCGCGAUCUUGGAGCGCAAGUUCGGCCGCGACCACACGACCGUGGCCAGCACGCUGUCGGACCUCGGGGACGCGCACGGCUCCCUCGGCGACAACGCCAAGGCGCGCGAGCUCCUCGAGCGCGCGCUCGCGAUCCAGGAGCGCGAGUACGGCGGCGACCACGUCUAUGUGGCCAGGACGCUGAGGAACCUCGGGAACGCGCACUACAAACUCGGCGAUAACGCCAAGGCGCGCGGUCUC
Molecule: messenger RNA, 753 nt
Organism: Aureococcus anophagefferens
Lineage: Eukaryota; Pelagophyceae; Pelagomonadales; Pelagomonadaceae
Exons: 1
Molecular function (GO): protein binding
Source: RefSeq, a predicted model, not a curated record